Messenger RNA from Monascus purpureus, 282 nucleotides. The record is from the annotation of a GenBank genome assembly. Lineage: Eukaryota; Fungi; Ascomycota; Eurotiomycetes; Eurotiales; Aspergillaceae.
AUGACCAAGCAGUUACAAUCCGAAGUAGCGUCUGCACCUACCACCAGCUUCGCUGCCCGGUACAAUCGCAUUGACAAAUUCACCGAGGAAUUUGCCGAAACUCUUGUCAAAUUAUCAGGAAUAAGCCAUUCUACCCUUGAGCCUCUAGUUGUGUUUGACAAUGCAUGCGGAACCGGCGCUGUGUCGAAAGUCCUUGCUCAGACAUUGGGUAGAGAAACUGACAGAACAUGGCGUUUAACCUGCGGUGAUACGGCGGAGACAAUGCUUGCAUAUACCCAAUAA